AAUGGCACCACGUGACUCCCGAGCAAGGAAGGCUGCCCUUUUGCGAUGUAACGGCACCUCUGAUUGGUCCAGUGUGGCGACCUUAAGCCAAUCGCAGCCAGGAAGAAUAGACCAGAGCCACGCAGAGUAAACAAUAAGGAAGCUGAGGGGUCCGGGCAGAGGGACACUUGCUGGCAGCUACAAGUAUGGCAGGCUACAUCAAGGGCAUCUACAGCUACAUCAGGCCUGAAAGCAACACAGAAGCAGCAACACCACCACCAGCAGCUGACCCACCUAGUCCCACAGUAAGCAAUGCCAGCCAACCUGAAGGAUGCCCUCAAGAAGCAGGUUACUUGAAGAGGGCGGUCACUGGUGUUGCUUCAGGGAUCUACUCUGUAGGAUCAAGCACUGUGGGCGCGGGAGUGUCAGGUGUCAAGUGGGUGGCAGGAACAACAUACAACGUGGGCUCUGGAGUGGUGGGCACAGCUGGUGCAGUGGUGACAGGCACUGCUAGCACAGUUGGGGCUGGAGCUACUGCUGUCAUGUCUAAGAUUACUACAAAGAAGAAGGAACAUUCAGACUGAAGUAUAUAGAUUUAUACAUUGCAAUGAUGUUUUGUGUGCUUUUCAGAGCAACAUUUAUUCCUGAGAAUGUUCCAGGUUUUGCUGAGGCUGUGCAGCUAUGGUAAGCAGUGUUAUCCCAGGGAAUGAUAGUGCAAUAAGUGGACCAUGGGCAUUUUUUUUUUUCUCUCUCUCUCUCCAAACAACAUAGUAUAUUUCUUGACAUGAAAGAUAUUUAACAGUUUUGUGGAGAUAUAUGAAUAUAUAUUUAAUACUUCUUUCCAUAUUUAUAAGAAACUAUUUUAAAAUACAGUAUAAUGAAAGUAGUCUACUCAUUAAUAUAUGCCACAUCUUGAUGAGAUUGUUCACAAGGAUACUGCUUAUUUAUAUUCCUCUGUACUGACUUCCUUUGUUAUUUUGUUGCUUAUAAUGUUUUCUGUGCACCACUCUUUGUAUGACCAACUUUUUUCAAAUUAUUUAUAAUUUACCUUGCUGUUGAAGGCCUUCGUGUAUCUCUAAUCUUUAAUUAUAUUUAUUUUUUAUUUUUUUUAUUUUUCUAUUUAUUUAUUUUUUUUUGAGAUUAUGUUUCACAGAUAUGUAGAACAUUUGGUCUUGAUAAAUUUAUAGACCAUGUUCAUUAUAUUGUGCUAAUGAUCUGAUACUAGGGAUUGAAAAAUACAUUCAUCUGUGGCAUAUCUCACAUACAGUCAUUAUACAAGUAUCCUUUUAAGUUACUUAUUUUAUAUCUGUUGUUCUUUCUUAUUUCUUUUGUUAAUUAUGAAUAUGUUCUGUUGAAACUGCUUUGCUCACAGAUAAUGUGGAUAUUUGUUGGAGAGUAAGAAACAAUUACCUUGUAUUAAUCUUCAGUUGCAGUUAGAUAGAUAGUGCCAUACCACCAGUCCUUGAGUUACUACUUUUGUAAGUGUAGCAGUGUAAAUGAGAAUGUGAACAGAGUGAAUGAUUAGGGUCCAGGUUCAUUGUGUUGAGAGGUAAGGUAUUGAAGGGUUUGGGAGUGCUUAACUGUUCAUUCAAAUUUGUUAUUAGGAGCUCAUGAAAGUAAGUAAGGUUGGAAGCCAGAUAAAUUUUAGAAGUAAAAUGGAUUUGCUCUAUAGUUUAUGAAAUCUUGUGAAAAAAAAAUGCCUUCCUUAUAAUAUAUGUAAUGAAGUUUUAUACAUCAUAUUUUCUAGUAUGUACAUGUUUGAGGUUUUGGUGGUUCCAUAACUUUGGAAUUGUUCUGAAUUUGCAUGCAUAUGUAAUAAUUAUUUCUCAAAUAAAAUAGCAAAACUAAAAA
This is a messenger RNA of Scylla paramamosain (green mud crab), 1830 nucleotides long. RefSeq lists its product as uncharacterized. The coding region runs from base 186 to 563 and encodes 125 amino acids. The transcript is spliced from 4 exons. The record is from RefSeq and is a predicted model, not a curated record. Lineage: Eukaryota; Metazoa; Arthropoda; Malacostraca; Decapoda; Portunidae.